Loxodonta africana (African savanna elephant) is the source of this 3843-nucleotide messenger RNA. It is a transcript of the gene BEST4, whose product is annotated as bestrophin 4. The transcript has 9 exons. The record is from RefSeq and is a predicted model, not a curated record. Lineage: Eukaryota; Metazoa; Chordata; Mammalia; Proboscidea; Elephantidae. Gene Ontology annotation, molecular function: chloride channel activity. The coding region runs from base 506 to 1915 and encodes 469 amino acids.
CAGGUAUGGAGGGUGGGGAGGGUGGGGAGGGGACAGUACCCUGGGCUUUGGGAGACCAGCUAACCAGCUUUGAGAGCAAGGCCCCAAGGGAUAGUGGUGGGUCUGGGCUGGAGUUGGGUCUCUGUCCUCAGCAGUUCAGGGUCUGGUUGCUCCUAGCCCUGCAGGUGGAAGAGGAGCCUGGGAAGCCUCAUGCAGAAGAGGGGGCAUAAUCUCAGCUCCCCUUGCCCAACCCCAUCCUGGAUUGAUGCUUGUACCACUGAGUGGGGUGGCAUAGGGGGGCAGGGAGAAGAUGGAGAUGUGUGUCACCUGCUUUGCAGCUUUCUCCCGCCCACUGCUCGGUCACUGACCCAGGGUGAAGGCUGGGGUGUACUGACCAAAGUUGAAGGGAGACUGCCUGGGGAACCAAGUGUGGGGAUGGGAAGGCAAGCUAAGGAGAAGGCUUUCUGGAGAAAGGGAUGGCCAUGGGGGCAGCUCUUGUGACCUCCUGCCCCAGGCCCUCAGCACCAUGACGGUUUCAUACACCCUCAAAGUGGCAGAGGCCCGCUUUGGCGGCUUCUCUGCCCUACUUCUCCGCUGGAGGGGAAGCAUCUACAAGCUCCUCUACAAGGAGUUCCUACUCUUUGUUGCCCUGUAUGCUCUGCUCAGCAUCACCUACCGGCUGCUGCUGACCCAAGAGCAGAGGCAGGUGUACGCCCAGGUGGCACAGUACUGCAAUCGCUCUGCAGACCUCAUCCCCUUGUCCUUCGUACUGGGUUUCUAUGUGACCAUGGUGGUGAACCGUUGGUGGGCCCAAUACACAAGCAUCCCGCUGCCGGACCAGCUAAUGUGCGUCAUCUCGGCCAGCGUGCACGGCGUGGACCAGCGAGGCCGCCUGCUGCGCCGCACUCUCAUCCGAUACGCCAACCUGGCCUCAGUGCUGGUGCUGCGCUCGGUCAGCACCCGCGUGCGCAAGCGCUUUCCCACCAUGGACCACGUGGUGGACGCAGGUUUCAUGUCCCAGGAAGAGAGAAAAAAGUUUGAGAGCCUGAAAUCUGACUUCAACAAGUAUUGGGUUCCCUGCGUCUGGUUCACCAACCUGGCGGCCCAGGCCCGCAAGGACGGGCGAAUCCAUGACGACAUCGCUCUCUGCCUGCUCCUGGAAGAGCUGAACAAGUACCGUGCCAAGUGCAGCAUGCUGUUCCACUAUGACUGGAUCAGCAUUCCCCUCGUCUACACCCAAGUGGUGACCAUAGCAGUAUACUCCUUCUUUGCCCUCUCCCUGAUUGGCCGACAGUUUGUGGAGCCAGAGGCGGGAGCUGCAGAGCCUCAGGAGCCAGGCCAGGAGCCAGCACCAGCCUUAGGAGACCUGGACAUGUAUGUGCCUCUCACCACCCUGCUGCAGUUCUUCUUCUAUGCUGGCUGGCUCAAGGUGGCUGAACAGAUCAUCAACCCCUUUGGUGAAGAUGAUGAUGACUUUGAGACCAACCAGCUCAUAGACCGCAACCUGCAGGUGUCCCUGCUAUCCGUGGACGACAUGUACCAGAACCUGCCUCCCGCAGAGAAGGACCCGUACUGGGACGAGGACUUGGCGCAGCCACCCUACACUGUGGCCACGGCGGCCGAGAUUCUGCGGCCUUCCUUCCUGGGCUCCACUUUCAACUUGCGAAUGAGCGACGACCCUGAGCAGAGCUUGCAGGUGGAGGCGUCCCCUGGGUUGGCCCGGCGGCCCGGUGCGCAGACCCCGCUGCUCGGCCGCUUUCUGGGCGCAGGGGCGCCCUCCCCAGCCAUCAGCCUCCGGAACUUCGGCCGUCCACGAGGACCCCCACGCACCCCUCAUGUGCUGCGCUUCCGGGUCGAGGAGGGCGGUGACCCCGAGGCGGCCGACCGCAUUGAGGAGGAGACAGCCGAGUCCGCAGAUAAGGCCCUUGAGCCCUGAACAGAGGGAGCCGGGGCCAGAUGGGCCUGCCUGCUCGCCCCAGGCCCGCCCCCUCCAGCCACCGCCCACCUUCCGGGCCUGCCCUCCAGCGCUGUCAGAGCAGUUUCCAUGUGCUCUGAGCAGACCUUGUAAGGGGAAGGCGGCAGGAAGGGCCUGAGCCAGGGCUGGGAGUGGUGGGAGAGAAGGUAGAAUGGGCUGCCUGGGGGAGGUGAAGCUAGGAUAAAGGAGGCCAGGCAUAGAAGACCAGAGUCCAGAUGCAAUUUAAUUUCCUGGGCAAUGGGGAGGGAGCUUGUGAAGUCUUACAACAGUGGUUCUCAAACUUUAUGGAGCUUCAGCAUCACCAGGUCGUCUUGUUGAAAGUGUUGGGCACCACUCCCAGUGUUUCUGAUUUACUAGAUUUGAGGUGGAGCUAAAGAACUUGCAUUUCUAACAGAUUGCCAGGUGAUGCUGAUGGUCUGGGGGCCACGAUUUGAGAAUCAUAUUUAAGAUGUUUGGAAGGAUAUACCUUACCCUGAUAACAGCAGUUACUUCUGAAGAGGGAACCGAUGGUCUAAGUGUGUGUUGGGGGGACUUCUGCCUUAUCUGUAAUGUUCAUUUUUUUUUCUACAAUGAAAAUAUAUUCAUUCAUUCCUUGUUCAAUUAUGUUUAAAAUUCAAUUGGCAUGUACACAGUAAGAUGAAGAGGAAGGGUUGGGGACUCUACUCUGGAGGUUGAUCAAACUGAGAUGUGAAGAUGCUGAAGGUCAAGGUACCCAACCUAGACCUUUGGCAUUUGGACUUUAGAGUGCCAAGUCAUUCUCUGCUCCCACCAACCAAACAGGGACAAAAGACAGCAUAAGGAGUGGAGGCUGCAGGGUCAUCUCCAUGGGGCGCCUGCAAUGCUGGGAACACUCAGCUCUGAGGAUAAGAGAAGCGUGCUUGUGGAGACAGCCCCAUAGAACACUGGAUUGGUUACUGGGUUCCACUAAGGUUCUUGCCUUCCAAGCUCAGCUUCCAUCUGAAGGAAUUGAUGAAUGCCAAAACUGAACCUUAAGGGCCAAAUGAUGACAAACACCAGAACCCAAAGAUAAGGGGCGGCGGGGGGAAGCACUACAGUGGAGGUUUAAGAGUGCAGCCUCUGACACUGUUUACUAAUUGGGUUCUAAUCCUGGCUUUGCCCCGUUCUAGCUGGGUGACCAUGGGAUACCAUGGUCUUCCAAAUAUACAAAGAGUACCAUUCCACCAUUCAUUCAGAAGGUAUUUGAGGUUUUUUGCUAGGUUUACAAGGAUAGCCUUGCUCUAGGGAGAGAAUGAUCUCUGAAGGCCUGGAAGAUGAGAGUAAAGUAGUAUUUAUUUGGGGGGUAACAAAGCCACUAAUGGGUUUUAAGCAGAGAAGUGACAGGAUUUGGUUUGUCUGAAGACUCACGUGGAGAGUAAAGAGCCAGAGACCAAGUAAGAUCAAGCGGCAAGUGCUUGUCUAAGAAAGAGGAGGAAACUUGAACAAAAGGUAGUGGCAGUGGAGAUGGGAGAGUAGAUGGACUUUAGACUCUAGAGAAGAACCCACUGGUGUUGGAUUAAAGGUAGAAGGAAAGAGGAAUAAAGAUGCUUUUAUAGAGUUAUAGUGUUGGCAAAGAAUACUGAAUAUACAUACCAUGGACUGCCAGAAGAAUAAAAAAAUCUGUCAUGGAAUAUGUACAGCCAGAGUGCUCCUUAGAAGUGAGGAUGGAGAAACUACAUCUCACAUACUUUGGGUAUGUUAUCAGGAGGGAGCAGUCCCUGGAGAACAUUAUGCUUGGUAAAAAAGUUUAGCAAAAAAGAGGAAGACCCUCGAUGAGAUAGACUGACACAGGGGCUGCGAUAACAGGCUCAAACAUAGUGAUAGUGAGGAUGGCACAGGACCAGGCAGUGUUUCAAUCUGUUGGACACAGGGUUGCUGUGAGUCAGAACCGA